AUGCAACGCGAGCCUGUUCUUUGGACAAAAGUGGGAUACUGGGCAUCGUGCCGCGCCGCUGUUUGCUGGGUAUGCGCUGAUGGGCUGUCGCACUUCCAAGUGCGGCUACCUUGGGCAGGCCGAGGGAAUGGCGCGGAUGCCGUGGAAGUCUUUGCCAGAACUACCUGGUUGUCAGAGUUGAAGGUGGAUGGCGCUACAGGAGAAAGCUCAGGGUCAAGAAGAAGGGGAAGGAGGCUAUCAUUUACCACGGUGGCAGAUAUUCUCAACUUGGGUACCGUACCUAGCUCACCUUACCUUACCUUGGUCCCGAUAACCUUUCCAACCGCCCGAAAGCACAUGAGUGAAUACACAGAAGAAGCAUUCUAUCCCACCGAGUCCAUUCCCGUCACCAGCCAGCAGGCGCCCCCUUGGGGGUCUGGUCAAAACUGGCUGGGUGGUAGAGUGGUUCAAGUCCACGAACAGCCUAAUCGGUGA
Colletotrichum acutatum is the source of this 474-nucleotide messenger RNA. RefSeq lists its product as uncharacterized. The record is from RefSeq and is a predicted model, not a curated record. The transcript has a single exon. Bases 1 to 474 code for a protein of 157 amino acids. Lineage: Eukaryota; Fungi; Ascomycota; Sordariomycetes; Glomerellales; Glomerellaceae.